AGGGAGAUUAACUCUCCAGCACACAACUGUUGCUCUAAUCCGUCCUGAGAGGAUAGGCUUAGCAAAACUACGAGUCUGACAAGACACUGCCAUAUUGAUUGUGCUUUUAUACCUGUUUAUACGUUAAAAUAUUACUUAGCAGUCUGAAAUAGUCGAACCAGUGAGGGAUAAGAAGAGAAGCCCUGCUAAUGCCCAGCUGAGGUUUGGCUCAUUAAGGAUAUGUGUUUUAUUCUCAUCAUCGGUGUCCCCGUCUGACGACGGAGCGCUCUUGCCAUCUUGAACAUUUUGUAUUAACUGAAAGCCCACCUAUUUGAACGGUAGUAGGCCCACCAACACAGUGCGGCAGGAUGAAGGACCGCCUGGCCCAGCUGAAAGAGAAGACGGAUACAGGGCCCGACGAUGUGGAGAUCCAGGUGGAAAAUAAAGAAUUUAUGGAUGAGUUCUUUUCUCAGAUCGAAGAGAUUCGCACCAGUAUUGAUAAGAUUGAUGAGAAUGUGACUGAGAUAAAGCACCUGUAUUCUGUCAUCCUCUCUGCACCUACAUCAGAUCAGAAGACACAAGAUGACAUGGAAGCCAUCACCAAUGAGAUCAAGAAACUAGCCAACAAUGCUCGCAACAAGCUCAAAAGCAUUGAAAGAAGUUUGGAGUCCAAUGCAGAAGACAGAGUUUCAGCUGACAUGAGAAUAAAGAAGUCUCAGCAUGCUAUCCUAGCAAGAAAGUUUGUGGAAGUCAUGACCAAGUACAAUGAAGCUCAAGUGGAGUUCAGAGAGAAGAGCAAGGGACGCAUUCAGAGACAGCUAGAGAUCACGGGUAAAACCACUACUGAUGAGGAGCUGGAGGAGAUGCUGGAUGGUGGAAAUGCAGCCGUUUUCACAGCAGGGAUCAUGGACUCAGGCAUCUCCAAGCAGGCCUUGAGUGAAAUUGAAGCGAGACAUAAAGACAUCAUGCGGCUGGAGAGCAGCAUUAAGGAGCUGCAUGACAUGUUUGUGGACAUCGCCAUGCUGGUGGAGAAUCAGGGCAGCAUGAUUGACAGGAUUGAGAGCAACAUGGACCAGUCAGUGGGCUUUGUGGAGCGAGCAGUGGCAGACACCAAAAAGGCAGCCAAGUUCCAGCAGGAAGCACGCAGGGUGAAGAAGUCAGCUGCCCCAAAAAUCCAACUGUUCUGAAGUCUGAGUCAUCAAUCAAGAGACGGUACCGCAGGCUGACAGGCUCUCUGUCCCUUCCCUCUUUUUUAUCUUGAAAUUUUCUUCAAACUGUUUUUUUUUCUUGUUUGCAUUUUUUGUUGUCGUAAAAUUUUGAUUGACU
Molecule: messenger RNA, 1305 nt
Organism: Colossoma macropomum (tambaqui)
Lineage: Eukaryota; Metazoa; Chordata; Actinopteri; Characiformes; Serrasalmidae
Gene: stx3a
Exons: 10
Coding region: 348-1166 (272 amino acids)
Biological process (GO): exocytic insertion of neurotransmitter receptor to postsynaptic membrane; synaptic vesicle fusion to presynaptic active zone membrane; intracellular protein transport
Cellular component (GO): synaptic vesicle; endomembrane system; plasma membrane
Molecular function (GO): SNARE binding; SNAP receptor activity
Source: RefSeq, a predicted model, not a curated record